Messenger RNA from Oncorhynchus gorbuscha (pink salmon), 4129 nucleotides. Its product is annotated as hyaluronidase-2-like. The record is from RefSeq and is a predicted model, not a curated record. Gene Ontology annotation, biological process: carbohydrate metabolic process; hyaluronan catabolic process. The coding region runs from base 376 to 1794 and encodes 472 amino acids. Gene Ontology annotation, molecular function: hyalurononglucosaminidase activity; hyaluronoglucuronidase activity. Lineage: Eukaryota; Metazoa; Chordata; Actinopteri; Salmoniformes; Salmonidae. The transcript is spliced from 4 exons.
GUAAUCCAUUUGCACAGUAUCUAAUGGUCCACCGGCAUGAUUAUAUGGUCAGUUUCAGUGUUUUAUUGCUCUCCAAUAGCAUACGGUAGGCAACAGGCAUGUCUGGCCCCUAUAAUUGUGUUCCUGGGCUAGAGGUCAGACACUUUUUAGGUAUUUCCUCCUUGCUUCCUUUGUUCUGCGGAGUGACUUCAUCUGAAGAUAAGUUACUCUAAAAUGGGUGAGGCUUGUAUAUGGCCAUAAAUGCAUAAGGUGUGUUUUUGUGUUUAAGCUUCACCGAUGGAGUAAGAAUAUAACAAUCUAGGGAAGUGUUAGAGCAGAAUAGAGAACGGACAGGAGAGCAGAGAGUAAAAAACACAUUAAUUCACCACAAAAGUCAUGUUGUACUGGACUGCACUGCCUGAUUGGAAAGUAUUGCUGUUGGUGACACUUCUAUGGGACUGCCUAUGUGCUGAGGAACUGAAACCCACGAGAUGGCCACUGUAUCCCCAAAAGCCUCUGGUCAUGGCCUGGAAUGCUCCGACGGAGGACUGCGGCCCGCGGCACGGUAUUCACUUUCAGCUGGAGCAGUUCCAGAUUGUGGCGUCGCCCAGCAAGGGCUUUGUCCGCCAAAACCUCACCAUCUUUUACAAGGACCGCUUGGGGUUGUACCCCUAUUAUAAGGAGCACGAUGGUGCUGUCAUGAACGGUGGGCUCCCGCAGGUUGCCAGUCUCACUCAGCACCUGGAGAAGAUGCCGGAGGGUAUUCAGUAUUACAUACGCGAAGCAGGGGCCAAGGGACUGGCAGUUAUUGACUGGGAGGAGUGGAGACCACUGUGGAUCCGCAACUGGGACGUCAAGAAUGUGUACCGCAACCAGUCAAGGCAGCUGGUGGCCCAGAAGAACCCAGCCUGGCCCGCAGAGCGUGUGGCUAAGGUGGCCCAGCAGGAGUUUGAGAUGUCAGCCCGGAAGUUCAUGCUGGAGACCCUGAGGCUGGCCAAGAGCCUGCGGCCCAACCAGCUGUGGGGGUUCUACUUGUUCCCAGACUGCUACAACCACGACUACAAGAACACUCUGGAGAACUACACGGGCCGCUGCCCUGACGUGGAGGUGGCCCGGAAUGAAAUGCUCAAAUGGCUGUGGAUGGAGAGCACAGCCCUCUUCCCCUCAGUCUACAUGGGCACGGUGCUGCGCUCUUCGCCCUCGGGGCGGCAGUUUGUCCGGAACCGGGUGAAGGAGGGGAUGCGUCUGGCGUCAGGGGGAGACGGGCUGGCACGCCCUGUCUUUGUGUACGCCCGGCCCACCUAUGCCAACAUACUGGAGCUGCUGACAGAGACGGACCUGGUCUCCACCAUCGGGGAGAGUGUGGCUCUUGGGGCCGCAGGCAUCAUCCUCUGGGGAGAUCACGCUUUUGCCAGCAGCAAGGCCAGUUGCUCUAGUCUGAAUGAAUACCUGCGGGGUCCGCUGGGCCGGUACCUGCUCAACGUUACCACGGCAGCAGAGCUGUGCAGCCAGACGCUGUGCGAUUCCCUUGGGCGCUGCUUGCGUAAACACCCUGACACUGAUGCCUACCUGCACCUCAGCACCCGCACCCACAGAAUAGAGCCCCUAGCAAAUGGAAAACUCAAGGUUCAAGGUCAGCUUGGGGAAGAUGACAUAUUGGGCUUUCAGAGGGAGUUUCAGUGCCAGUGCUAUAGUGGCUACCAGGGAGAGGGCUGUGGCCAGAGAGACCCCCAACAACAACGAGGCAUCGCAGCUCCAAUCAUGGCAUCAUGGGUGUACUGUUUGCUCCUGCUACUAAUCACACUCCUGCUCUGAGUGCAAACAGUACAUCCACAGGCAUACAGCUACAUUCAAAUAAUUGGGCGUGUACUGGUAUACACAUGACAUUAUCUACACACAUGCGCAAACAUUAUAUAAAUACACUUUGGGGUAAAUGUAUUCACUGUAGUCCAGAUUGCUGUAAGGUUGGUGGAUCUAUGUGGAACACUGAGUUAUGUGGUUGUUUGUGUGUUGAUUUGUUUCCCAUACAUUGGAGGGCUCGCUGGAAAUAACUUUGUUUACAUUGAUCUCUUUCUCAGUCUCCUUCCCACGAUAUAUCUCUCUCAACCCCUCUCCCCUCUUUCAAGGUGUCAUUUUCUCAUGAUCCCAAAAUUGAUGUUUUUUUGUGUGGAAAUGUGUGUUGUUUUCAGAUGUGCUUCUGAUGUAUGUACGGUUUUGUGUUAUGUGUGAGCCAAAAUGGGGCCGAUGCACUUGAUUCUUGGAAUAGCACAAAAUAGUUAUUAUCGCCUGACAUCUGACAUUUUUAUCUCUAGGUUUCAAUAUUUAUAUUAAUGUAUUUUCACGUUUGUUAAAAAGCUUUUAUUUUAUGGCAAAAACAAGACUACUAUUUUCGCUCUAAAAUUGUGCUUCUCUACUGUGUACAAAUUUUCAAUCACUCAAAAUAAAUCAAAGCUGUAAUUAAGUGAUACUGCCAGAGAAGCCUGUGUUUGGAGGAUAUAUUGGCACAGGUGUUGUUCCAUCAAGGGCCUGCAAACCGUGCCAAUAUAUCCUCCAAACACCAGCUUCGAGGGCAUUAUCACUUCUAUACAACGGGUUACCAACAUAUUCAAAUAAUGAGUGACAUAUUUUAAUUAAAAACGUAACUUUGAUUAAUUUAUUCAUACUAUUUCAUCCUUCCACAAGAUAUAGUCCCGACACAAAGCUAUGGUUGCUUCCCAAGCCGCCUGGUCGUUAGUUCUUUCUGGCAUCAUUCUUAUCCCUUGCUUGCCAGCUAGCCAACUUUGGCUAACACAGUCACGUCAAACAGUGUAGCCAGAAUAUCAGCAAAGUGGCUGCAUUUACGUUUGUUAAAGCUGUUUUCUAGUGAUUGUUGGGGGGAUACAUCCAUAGCAAUGAACUAAUUAUGUGCGAUUUCGCAUGGCAUUGAACAUUUUCUCUGCCGCCAGGCCACUGUUCAAAUGAGACAGCCAACUACACAGCUAACACAAUCACUUCAAACUGAAAAUGGAAUGACAGCAAACUAGCUGUAUUUCCUGUUUUUCUAUUGACAUUUCAGCCUGUCGGUCUCGUCCCGGCUAUCGACACGUUAAUUACCAUAGGACAGCUGGAGAUCGAAAUUCAAUAAUGUAGCAAAUGUCGGAGACCGACAGCAAGUUUACUACAAAUCUCUGUUGUUGAAAACCAAACGCUAGUGUGAAGGAAAUGGGAGAUAAUGUGUAGAUGUAGACCUAGUAUGUAAAUUGCCUGGCUGAGUUGAUGAGACAGUGGAUUGCGCAGUGAGAACAAAUAGCCAUUUCAUUUCAAUAGACAUUUCAACAUCAUAGAUUUAACCGGUGGUAACUUGUCGAAUUGACACCGGCUGGAAUGUGGUUUUAACCAAUCAGCAUCCAGGAUUAGACCCAUCGGUUGUAUAACAUCAUCCAAUACUAUCUUUCACAUUACAGUGUCCACAAAUGGAUUUGUCAGUGUGAUGAUCGCUUGUGUAUCAGUGUUUUAUCUUAGUUAUACAAUUAUCUGUCUCUCCUUGGUUCCUGAUGGAUUCAACAAUCAGAAUGCACACAUAGUGUCAGUGGGACGAGAGUUUUGAGAGUGGCUGCACAAAAUGUUUCUUAAAGGACUACCCCUUCCCCCUAUAAUUGUUGGGUGCUGCCAGCCAAAAGUUAUUUCAAGUUUUCAGCAAUACAAGUUUCCAGGAAGCAGUCACAUUACCUAACAUUGUAGAAAGAGUGCAUCCUCAUAGAACUCUCUCAGGGCAAAUCUCCACAGAUGUACAGUGCAUUCGGGAACGUAUUCAGACCCCUUGACUUUUUCCACAUUUUGUUAUGUUACAGCCAUAUUCUAAAAUGUAUUAAAUUGAUAAGGAAAAAAAACAAUCUACACACAAUACCCCAUAAUUGGCAGUGAUUCAUGCCUUCUUGGGUAUUUUUACUUUAUUUUUACCAGGCAAGUCAGUUAAGAACAAAUUCUUACUUUCAAUGACAGUCUAGGAACAGUGGGUUAACUGCCUGUUCAUGGGCAGAACGACAGAUUUGUACCUUGUCAGCUCUAGGAUUUUAACUUGCAACUUUCCGGUUCCUAGUCCAAUCUUCUAACCACUAGGCUACCCUGCCGCCCCAUUUUGCUAAGCUUGGCACACGUGUAUUUGUGGAGU